Messenger RNA from Amoebophrya sp. A25, 3426 nucleotides. NCBI's taxonomy places the organism in Eukaryota, Dinophyceae, Syndiniales, Amoebophryaceae. The record is from the annotation of a GenBank genome assembly.
AGGUGUGCCUUAUAUCACCGGGAUCACCCGUUCGGAGAUCUUGGCUUACAAAGAAUAUGUGGCUGCGGUGGGGACCCCCUGAGUCUGAGUCUGACCCUAAUCUUUGUCCUCUUUUUUCAAUUGAUAUGGAAGUUGAGCUACCUUGUAAUUUUUUUGAUACUCACCGCACGACGGAAGUCUCAGUACUAGGUGCUCUUAAGUCAUUACACGGUACCUUGGUCUCUGAACACGACGAAAAUAAUGACCGUGAUGCAGCAAGAAGGGACGAUAGCAUCCACCACAUGCCUAGGCCUCUACCACGAUCAUGGCAGGGUCGUGUACAAUUUCGAAGUGUGCAAACGAGAACGCCUUACUGCUUCGACGUGUUGCACAAGGCCUCAUCAAACUGGGUUUCGAGCGCUCGCGUGUACUUCGUGACACGUUCGUUACAGCGAGACGUGGCAGUGUAGUUGCAGUGGUCACCGUUGCGCAGUAUGGCGCCACGAAUGAUGCGGCGUCGAAGGCGGCAAGCCAACGCCGUGUUCGGAAGCAGCAUGAGGACUUUAUACGAGAGCACAAGCGAUCACAAGCAGAAACGAGCUGCGCGAGGACACAAGGAGAGAUUGGGCAGCUUGCCGAAGGAACAACCGGAAUAAAAGUCCUGGGCGCAAUUUAUGGGAUCCGUGUUUCUGUUUUUUCGUUCACCCUAGUUCAUCUCUCUUCAGUUGUUCUUAGAUAGAUGUUUCAUUCCGAAAACCGCUUCAAAGAACAAGGACGAAUUAGAAACACGACUGCGACAUUCAUACUAUCCUACCGCAAGAGCGUGUCCGGUUUUCUGAUCUUGCUGCGCUUGGAUCUAUACUUGGCGCAUAUUUGCGCAAAGACAGGCAUCGGAAGGCUGUGACAUUAGAUAGAGGAAAGGGAUGUUGCGACUCCGUGGAAGUGAUUUCACCAGAUACGAAGGUGAAGAUGGCUCAAUCGGGAUCAUUGAAUUCAGCGACGAGCGAAAUGACUGGCACCUCGCUCCUCAAAGAGGUUGCAGCAACGCCAGCGUUGCUUUUUUCGAAUCCAGAAAUGAACGCUUCCAUCCAACAUCGACUAGAGCUGUUCCACGAGGACCGCAGUGAGCACCACGGAGAACUUCCGUUCGCUCAAAGAUUUUCUCUACAUGACUGCGUCACGCUGCUCGUCACCUUGGCUCGACCGCACGUGACUGGCGUGGACCUUGACUACUGCGUGGGGGAGGACCUAGAGGGAUUGUCAUCCCGUGGUCGUUUAGCAAGUUAUCUGGCACAAGAGUUGAUUCUGGGUUUUCCUAAGCUGCGAAACCAAGAAAUUGCAAAUGCAGUAUGGGCUGUCGCGAAAAUGUUUGGAGGGGAAAAACAGGAUAAUGUUGCAGCUUCGGAUGUUCUGGAGGAAAACGUCGCUGAAAAGAGGAGAUCAUUCGCUUCAGAAGAAGAAAGUUCAAGCUGCCAUGAUUAUGUUUUCCCGUCCAACGACAAGCAGGUGGCCAACAAUAGAACUGCGACUUUUUUCCCUGUGAAGCUGUUUCUACGGCAAGCUGCACUCGCACUUACAGAUGGCGCGAGAUGGCAAGAAGCUCCACACAUUUUAUGUAAAAAACGAGAAGUAGACCACUGGCAACCCAGACAUUUGUCCAACAUUUUAUGGAGCUACGCGGUACUUGGUCAUGUGGAUGCGCGGUUGUUUGAUAAGGUUACUCAGGCAUUGUUGUUGGGUGAUUUCAAAGAGCUACCAAACUACCAAGACCUCUCCAACGCAGUGUGGGCGCUAGCAAAGGUCUCUUAUUGGAGUUUCGAAUUAGCUCUGCGAGCUCAGGAAUUUUUCGUAUUAAGUAACAGUGGAUGUGGAACUACCUCCACUCCUAACAGUGGAACUCGUUUCGUAAGUACAACCAGUGGAACUCGAACUACCACAACUACCAGUCCUCGCCCGAGCGAAGUCGCAGCUCUCUGUUGGGCUCUAGCUGCUACCGCAAAAGCAGACGAUACGUGUCGUUUAGUCGCGAAUCGAGAUGGACCUCAGAUUCCUUAUAUCUCGCUUGAAUUCUUUAAGUGGGUUGCGAGCAAGUAUAUGUAUAUUGUCGACAGCGACAACUGUCCUCCGUCAAGGACUACUGCUCACCGAAAACAAAGCUCUCCGAACAUGCGGCAACGAUGUAUGGUCGUCGUUCUACACUCUUUCGCGACACUGGGGUUGACGCAUAGCUAUCUUGUUUACAAGGCCAUGGGGCAGCUUGAACCUGGUGCUUUUUCUCCACAGGACGUUAGCAAUGUGGCAUGGAGUUUGGCGUACUUGGUGGGUGCUGGUGAAACAAGCAAAGUGCUGAAAGGAGAUUUGCCCUCUGCAUUUCUGAACGACUUGUGGCGACGAGGAAAGCAGGUGGAACGGAAAAUGAGCAACACCCAGUUCUGCACUUUUAUAUGGGCUAUAAGUGUCUUGCGGACGAAUCUUGCGGCAAUGGAAGGUAGGGCUGCAAUACCUACUCACAAGGACCUUGAUUUCAAAACUACAAACGAAGUAGAACAGCCACCAGUAGGGGAGGACCCUUUUCAGGUCGACUUAAGCGGAGAUAUUUCUGGAGAAGACGAGAAGGAGGGACAUGAUGUUCCUCCUUUUAUGAUAUUAGGUUCAGGUGAUCUUUCUUCUACCGCAGAUGAGUUUCAGAAGAUACGAAAAGCGCUGCGUCGACGAAACAAUUUUACUUCAGAAGAUUUGGUCCAGCUAUUUUGUGCUUUUACCGUUUUUCCGCACCUCCUAGCAGAAGAGGACUUACUGAUGAAGCAGGCUGAGCGCGCAUGGCGCAGACUUUAUGAGGACAGCAAAAAGACAGCCUUGACUGACCUUCAGGAGAGAGUGGAAGGGCAAUUGCGGGAAUCUUCUUCGUUUCUACAGGAUUUGCUUUGUCGUCAAGCUGCUCAAGAACAAGCACCUGAACGAGAGCUUGUAUGCGACAGCAGGAGCAAAAGCGGGACAGAAGAGGCUUUUCGAUCUACUUCACCGUCUACCUCAAAAGAGCAAGAACUACAUCCGGCAGAUGCAGUAUCUUCAUCUGCUCUUCAUCGCGAGGUCGAAAUCCUUAACGAUUUCACUGUGCCUGGUACUCAUCUCGAUGCGGACUUUGCUGUUACGUUCCUGGAAAAGGAUUCCGUCACCAAACAAGUUCUGGUCGAAGUCGACGGGCCCAGCCACUACUUGUACGACGUUGGCCAGAAAAAAUGGCUAGAAAAUGGCCCAACGGCGUGUAAACGACGGCUGUUGGAAACAAGAGGCUAUAGGGUAGUCAAUUUGAACUGGAGGGAAAUAGAAAAGCACUGUGGUGGUGGUGGUGGUGGAAGUGAUGCAGUCGGCUUGGCUUCAUCAAAAACAGAGCAUUAUGGCUGUCCAAUAUCGGGUAAAGCGAAUUUUGGCUUUUUGAACACAUAA